Molecule: messenger RNA, 150 nt
Organism: Caenorhabditis briggsae
Lineage: Eukaryota; Metazoa; Nematoda; Chromadorea; Rhabditida; Rhabditidae
Exons: 2
Coding region: 1-150 (49 amino acids)
Source: RefSeq, a predicted model, not a curated record
AUGUCGCCCAACAUGUCAGUACUUGUGCUCAUUAUGAUCUUUGCCGUUGCUCAAGCAACGUUCUCUCUUAGCCCCCCCCCCUCCCUCCCCCACACAAUCUCUUUUUCUUCUCAUUCCCAUUGUUCAAGACUCUUGAAAACAACAAAAUGA